Molecule: messenger RNA, 2720 nt
Organism: Arachis duranensis
Lineage: Eukaryota; Viridiplantae; Streptophyta; Magnoliopsida; Fabales; Fabaceae
Product: serine/threonine-protein kinase-like protein CCR1
Exons: 1
Coding region: 217-2523 (768 amino acids)
Biological process (GO): protein phosphorylation
Molecular function (GO): protein kinase activity; ATP binding
Source: RefSeq, a predicted model, not a curated record
AAACCAGUUCGGUACAUUCAGCUUGUAACGGUCCAUAUAGGGACACUCUCUCUCUCUCGCGGUAAAAAUAGCAAAUUGAAAAAAAUAAUUAAACUGAAACCCACGUUGCUUCAUCUUCAUUUGUCACUACCACCAUCAUCACUUUACAAUCAGAGACAGAAGAAACAACACUCUUUUUGUGUUCGUGUCUUCCAUGAAUCAAACCCCAUCUCAACCAUGCUCCAAGUUUCAAUCUUUCUCCAUUUUUUGUUCUUAUUCUUCAUUUCUGCAACUGCCUUUGGAACCAUGGGACCAAUCUCUGCAUCCUUCGGAAAAGACGAGCUCUUCUGCGCCAUCGACGCUAGCGGCAAUCAAAACAUUCUAUGCUUCGGAAACAACGUAACUUCACAAGCUCCAUCACAAUCCAAUUCAUCAUCAUCGUCUUCUUCUUCACUACCUUAUUUCACCAGCGUUCCUGCCAUGUCAGGGCUUUCCGGGGGCGAAGGUUUUUUCUGCGGCAUUUUAGCGAAUACCUCACAGGCUUUUUGCUGGGGCGCCGGAAAACCUGCAGGUGAUCCCGUUCUGGUGCCGCCAGCGUACCGGAACACCGCGUACUCCCGCAUUGCCGCCGGAAAGUCCCACGUCUGCGCCGUCAGAGGAUCCUACUUCGCCGAUCGAGCUUCCGGCAGCGUGGAUUGCUGGGAAGUCGCUCAGACGCGGAACAACACGUUCUACGCCAAGCAGAGCCUUGCGUUCUACGACCAAUCCGUUAGCAACCUGGAGCUGAACGACGUGGUUUCCGGCGAGGAUUUCGCUUGCGGGAGCGUUAGAGACGGAGGCCUCGUCUGCUGGGGUCCAAAUUCGAAGAGUCUCCAAGUUUCCAACGUUUCCGAUAGCUUCUCUGUUUUGGCUUCAGGAAGAAACGCGAUUUGCGGAGUUUCAAACUCUUCUGGCGAGUUGAAAUGCUGGGGCGAGGCGAGUUCAUAUUGGGAUCCUGAAUCAGCGGGACGGGUUCAGGUGGUUUCUCUGUCUGCAGGUUCGAAGCAUUUCUGUGGGAUCAGAAAAGACAGUCAUGUUGUGGAGUGUUGGGGUGCCUCAGAUUCGUCUGUGGUUCCAAAAGGUUAUGGCUUUUUGGCCAUUGCUUCUUCGGAUUACACAACUUGUGGGAUCAGAGAAGAUGAUCUUUUGCUUGAUUGUUGGGUGGUGAACGCAUCAAAACCCAAUUUUGACUCUCCCUUGGAGCUUUCAAGCCCUGGGCUUUGUCAAAAGGAGUCUUGCGGUGUUGGGGAGUUUGCUUUCAAUGUGAGUGUUCUUAAUGAGCCUGAUUUGAGCAGCUUGUGUGUGAGGCAGGAUUUGAGGAUAUGUUCACCUUGUGGCUCUAAUUGCUCUCGGGGUUUGUUCUUGUCUAGUCCUUGUGGUUUGAGCAAUGACAGGGUGUGCACUCCUUGUUCUCUUUGCCAGAAUAGCUCUUGCUGGGGUGUUUGUGGGAUCCACCCAACUUCAGGGUUGCACUUGCACCAUUUGCUUCGCUGGGUGCUCAUAAUUGGAUCUUCUGCCUUGGGAGUCCUGCUGAUUUUGGUUUGUGGCUUGGUGGCGCGGGGGCGGAGGAGGAAGGGGACAAAGAAGCAAUCCAACAAGUCUUGCAUGGGGAAGAUGGAGCAGGAGGAUGAUGGCGAUUUGAAUGGCCUUAACUCGACUCCUUCAAUUGCUUCGUGUCCAGGGGUGCCUCAGGUUUUCCGGCUUUCGGAGUUGAAAGAUGCUACAAAUGGAUUCAAAGAGUUCAAUGAGCUUGGAAGGGGGAGUUAUGGGUUUGUUUACAAGGCUGCUUUGGCAGACGGCAGAGUGGUUGCUGUGAAGAGGGCUAAUGCAGCCACAAUUAUACACACCAACAACCGCGAUUUUGAGAUGGAGCUUGAAAUCUUGUGUAAGAUUAGACAUUGUAAUAUCGUUAACCUGGUUGGUUAUUGCGCGGAGAUGGGGGAAAGGUUGCUUGUUUACGAGUAUAUGCCUCAUGGAACACUUUAUGAUCAUCUCCAUGGUGGCCUUUCUCCUCUUAAUUGGACCCUCAGGUUGAAGAUUGCUAUGCAGGCUGCCAAGGGCCUCGAGUACCUUCACAGGGAGCUUUCACCUCCCAUCCCCCACAGGGAUCUCAACACCUCAAACAUUCUCUUGGAUUCAGACUGGGGAGCUCGCAUUUCGGAUUUUGGACUCAUCACUUCCACUGACAAGGACCUUCGUGGGGACUUGGAAACUGAUGUUUAUAAUUUUGGGAUUGUGUUGCUUGAGAUUCUAAGUGGCAGGAAAGCUUGUGACCCAGAUUUCAAUCCUCCGGACAUAGUAGAGUGGGCAGUGCCAUUGAUCAAACAGGGCAAGGCGGCUGCUAUACUCGAUCGCUGCACGCCUCUGCCCAGAAACGUUGAGCCUUUGCUUAGGCUUGCCGAUAUAGCUGAGCUUUCUGUCAGACACAAUCCGGCAGACCGUCCACCUCUGCCGGAUAUAGCAUCUUGGUUGGAGCAAAUCGUCAAGGACGGAUUAAUUUUAUAGAAAGUAAUCAAUCUUGCUCUCCAUGCUCAUCCUUUUCAUUUCAGAAAAACAUUUCUCAUAUCAAUUCUGCAAUUGUAAAUUAAACUUGCCGCCCCUUAUUCAUUUAUCAUAAUCUUCACAAAGUGAACAACAUGGCAUUAUUGCACCAUACCAAAUUGUUUUACAUGUAUAUCAUGAUAUGGAAAAUUUUCCUGUAA